Molecule: messenger RNA, 3809 nt
Organism: Mandrillus leucophaeus (drill)
Lineage: Eukaryota; Metazoa; Chordata; Mammalia; Primates; Cercopithecidae
Gene: ARRDC4
Product: arrestin domain containing 4
Exons: 6
Coding region: 267-1169 (300 amino acids)
Biological process (GO): protein transport
Cellular component (GO): cytoplasm; plasma membrane
Molecular function (GO): ubiquitin-like ligase-substrate adaptor activity
Source: RefSeq, a predicted model, not a curated record
AUCAUUUUAUUACAGCCUGGAAAACAUGAAUUUCCAUUUCGCUUUCAACUUCCAUCUGAGUAAGUGAAACUGUAUAAUUUUAUGGUUAUCUUUCUCUGCAAUAUGUCCAUCUGAAUGUAUCACUGCUAGGUAUCUUCUGAUUCUCAAGUAUGCAUGUUUAUACUGAAUAGCCCCUAAAUAGACUUACUCAUUUUUUAUUUCCAACCUAAAACAUUUUAAACCAUGCUUUUUUUGGCUAUGUUUAACUGAAAGUAAACUCAUAAUUAAUGUCUUUGGUUGGUUUCAGACCUUUGGUCACCUCGUUUACUGGGAAAUAUGGAAGCAUUCAGUACUGUGUCCGGGCAGUGUUGGAACGACCCAAGGUACCUGAUCAGAGUGUAAAGAGGGAACUGCAGGUUGUUAGUCAUGUCGAUGUCAACACACCAGCAUUACUAACCCCUGUAUUGAAAACUCAAGAGAAAAUGGUUGGCUGUUGGUUUUUCACUUCUGGUCCAGUCUCGCUGAGUGCCAAAAUUGAAAGAAAGGGAUACUGUAAUGGAGAAGCUAUUCCAAUCUAUGCAGAAAUAGAGAAUUGUUCCUCUCGUCUGAUUGUUCCAAAGGCUGCUAUUUUCCAAACCCAGACGUAUUUGGCUAGUGGAAAAACAAAGACCAUUCGACACAUGGUUGCCAAUGUGCGAGGAAACCACAUCGCUUCCGGGAGCACAGACACAUGGAAUGGGAAAACGCUCAAAAUUCCACCUGUCACUCCAUCCAUCCUGGAUUGCUGCAUUAUCAGAGUGGACUAUUCCUUAGCUGUGUACAUUCACAUUCCUGGUGCUAAAAAAUUGAUGCUUGAACUGCCAUUAGUGAUUGGUACAAUUCCAUAUAAUGGUUUUGGCAGCAGAAACUCCAGCAUUGCCAGCCAGUUCAGUAUGGAUAUGAGCUGGUUGACACUGACCCUGCCAGAACAGCCUGAAGCACCACCAAAUUAUGCAGAUGUGGUAUCAGAGGAAGAAUUCUCUAGACACAUUCCUUCUUACCCUCAGCCCCCUAACUGUGAGGGAGAAGUGUGCUGUCCUAUGUUUGCCUGUAUACAGGAAUUCCGGUUUCAACCCCCACCUCUUUAUGCAGAGGUUGAUCCACAUCCUAGCGAUGUAGAAGAGACCCAGCCUGUUUCCUUCAUUCUCUGAACAUAUUUCAGAAAUCACUGUGUUCAUCAUCAAAUUAGAACGUUGGUUCUUUUCCUUCUGCCUUUUUGGGAAAGAGACAAGAAAGAUUCACUUGAAAACAUAAAUGAAUAUCAAGACUGAAGGCAACAGGAAUUAAAGAAUGUGAGAAAUUUCUAGUGGGCCGACAGGAUUGCUGCACAAGUUUAUAUGGUGGUCAUAUAUAUAUCCCUGUUAAAAACUGGGAUGAAGAUGUGCAAAGUCACAGAAUGUAAUGGAAGUCCUGAUGGUUAUAGAGUAAGUGAAAGGGUGCCUGCGCUGACCUGAGAGAAAGGAAUCUGUCAACAGUGGAAACACUGUGGGAGUUUCCCAUGGCGUUUUAAAGAGUGGAAUGAAGGCGAUAUGAACUGAAGCGGGGAAGACUUGAUUUUGGAGAGGGUAACGAAACAAGGGUGUGCAUGAAUAGGAAAAUGGCCCACUCCAAAUACAACGUGAGACCCUGAGGUUUUGGGUGCUUCAUGAUUUCCUAUCAUAUUCAGGCCUAGAGGCAUUGAAAGUAUCUUUUCUUGAGAUCAUGGUCAUAUGAGGUCCUAAUGAAGUACUACAGUUUUCAUUCUUUCAAGGGUAGACUAAAACGUAGUUUAUAAAUUGGCAGUACAGUAUUAUGAAACCAAGAAAGGGUUUCUUGAAAAGCUUGUCGGUUCAAAGGGGAAAGAUGAAUUUCGUGUGAAAACACAUUUUGUUGAAGGCUGUACUUUUUACCCCCUUUAAGUGCUUUAACAGGAUAUAUGUUUGAUUUUCCUCAUAUCUUAUUCACCUAGGAGCAUGUCAGAGAAAGAAGUGAGAGAAAAGGUUGCAUCUGCAGGAUGCCUUGAUAACUACACAGUCCAAAAUAAAAGGCCUUUUUCUAACCUACCUCUAAUGGGGUUAUCAGAUAUGUUUUUAAAUCUCUCGCCUUGAGUACUCUUCUUUGGAGUUACUGCUGUUUACAGCAACUAUCACUAAAUAUGAAACUGGGCCAAGGGGAAAAUUCAGUAAGUUAGCAUUAAAUGGAAGUAAAUAUAUGUAUACCUAAGAGAAUGUCAAAAUAAACACCAAACCAAAAGAAGGUAGGAGUGCCAUUUUUUAAAAAAGACACAACUUUAAUUCCUGUCAAGAGACCUAGGUCUACUGAUGGCAGUCACUGCAUUGUACAUUAUUCCAGUUCUUCAGUAAUUCUGUUUAAACUGUGAUUUUUUCUUUAUUGUGUUGGUGCAAUAUUUUAUUAUCCUUUAACCUCAGGAUAUUCAGACCAACAGGAUUGUGUUUCUGCUAAAAGUCUGAGCAGUGUUUUACUGUCCCCAGCUCCCCUCCUACAUGGUCACAUGUUCACUUGCUUUUCCCUCCAUCUGUUGGCUUUGUGAGCUGAGAGCAUCUCUGGACACAUGGAAGGGAGCCAGGGAUUCCUGUGAUAGAGAUUUUGAACUAGCAGAGUACUUUGGUUUUCUUCAUGUCCUAAGGGUUUGAUCUAGAAACCCUGGUGCUUCCCCUGCAGAAUAUUGUACUUCAUUUAACAGAAUGAUUGAUUUUUCUUUCAAUCAAUGUUCACCAAAAAUAGAAAAGUUCUUCUAAGGUUAAAUUUUGUAUUUAAAAGUUAGUUGGCCAUUUGAUCAGGGAAUUUUCUACACACAUUAGGCAAAUGUAUGCUUUUCACCCUCUGGGCUUACCUCUCUUCUCUGCAAUCAUGGAAGCAUCCUGCAUAGUUCUUUCAUUGUAAGCCACUAUACCACAAUGCAAAACUGUUAGACCAGUAAUUGUGCUACUGAAAUUGUCACAAAACGUUAUUCCUUGAUUUGGUUUUUGAAUUUUGCUCUUUUGUGUGUGUAUCUUUAAACAGGUAAUGUGUAUUUAAGUGUUGUCUACACAGUUGAUUUUUACUUUACAAAAGAUCAUCUUCAACUGUUCAUUGACUUCUAAGUUGUAGUUCAUGCCUUGUCAAAGCAUUGUUCGACUCCAUGAUACUAAAACGUAAUGAAAGAAACAAACUCCAGUAUGGAGAGAGAGAAAGUUUAAUUAUUUGGCUCCAUCUAGAAAAGCAACUACUUAAAGGAAUCCUUCACUGGGAUUAUUUUGUCACCUUUUUAGAUAAAUCUUGAAGUGACCCUGUGAAAUUGAAGUGAAACUGUCUCUGUAGGACUUAAGAGAAUAGCUAAAAGGUGUGACUUGCCUUAUCGAACUGAUACUGGCAUAUCUGACCGUAAGCAGUAGGUUGAAGAUAUCAUUUUAUGAAUGUGGAGAAUUCUACAUUGAAACAGAAAAUACCUGGGAAUGAAGAUUAAAAAUUUAGCUGCUGUUAUUUGCUUGUUUAUUCCCCUCUUGCCCUUCUUUAGUUUGAAAAAACAAAAACGUGGCCUUGGAAUUUUCAUUUUGAUGCAGAAAUUUUGAAAUUGAAAAUGUGCAUGUUUUGGUGCACAAAAUCCUUCUGUGGGCAAAACUCUUUGUUUUUGUUUUGCACAAUAAGAAACAAUAGGCAAGGGUUAUGUUUUUGGUAAGUUAACUAUGAAAACUUUCUUAUUUUUAUUAUUAAAAGUGUAACAAUUUAACCCACAGGAAAAAAAAAUACUUUGUAUACUUGUUUGAAUCCCAUGGGUUCGUUUUAUUAAUAAAAUUAUUACACUAAUGCUA